Messenger RNA from Aspergillus neoniger CBS 115656, 1658 nucleotides. RefSeq names its product putative UPD-GlcNAc transporter (Mnn2-2). Gene Ontology annotation, cellular component: endoplasmic reticulum membrane; Golgi membrane. Gene Ontology annotation, molecular function: UDP-N-acetylglucosamine transmembrane transporter activity. The coding region runs from base 65 to 1468 and encodes 467 amino acids. The record is from RefSeq and is a predicted model, not a curated record. Lineage: Eukaryota; Fungi; Ascomycota; Eurotiomycetes; Eurotiales; Aspergillaceae. The transcript has 4 exons. Gene Ontology annotation, biological process: transmembrane transport.
CUUAUCCUUGUCUCAUUCUGGACCUCAAUUCGUUCUCUUGUCUGCUACAGAACACGGCCAGCAAAUGUCCGCUCGAAAGGAUACGGUUUAUGACCGUAACCCCGUUUCGACACAGACAGAGAGUAAACCGGGUGCUGACUACAAGCUUGAAACUACUUUAACUUCAGGUAAUGGGAUAAACAAUGUGGAUGCUGAAAUGGUCCCGAAGCAGGCAAAAAGGAAUAAUGAGGUUAUGGGCCCUACAGGUGCCACUUCUGGGCACUUAACAAGUGUAAUAAGUGCUACCACUCAUACUGUACUGCCUCAAUGGACAAAUAUAAUUUUGAUGUUCUCCUUGAUCUUUGGUGGCUGUUGCGCCAAUGUUUUUGCACUUGAAGCAAUCAUCAAAGACCAGCCAAGCUCUGGUCCUCUGAUAACGUUUGCUCAAUUCCUUCUAACUGCAGUCCUAACGGUUCCUGGCUUUCUCUCUGUGUCAGCGGGACCUCAUUCACUAUAUCUUAGUCCGCGUGCCAUUCCACUAAGAUCAUGGCUAGUCUACACAGCGUUUUUCGUUACAGUCAAUCUUCUCAACAACUGGGCCUUUGCCUAUAGGAUCUCAGUUCCGUUGCACAUCAUUCUAAGAUCUGGGGGCCCAGUAGCGUCUAUGAUCAUCGGCUACUUGUUCAAUGCUAAGAGAUAUUCGCGAGGGCAAAUACUCGCGGUUCUAAUGCUUACUUUGGGUGUUGUCACUGCUGCUUUAGCAGAUGCCAAGGCUAAAGGCCAGUCUAUGAAUGUUGAAAGCACUUCUGCAACCACGACAUUGGUUGGGUUCACCAUCCUUGCUCUAGCGAUGAUACUCUCGGCUUUCCAGGGGAUAUAUGCGGACAGGCUCUACGCAAAGUACGGCCGAGACCACUGGAAAGAAGCUCUGUUCUACUCUCACACCCUAUCACUACCGCUAUUUUUACCCGCUUAUGCACAACUUGUGAGCCAGUGGCGGAUGCUUUUCUCGACAUAUCCCCCAACUUCUGGGCCUGAGAUUUUGGGCAUGACCGGAAUGGGUCCUCCGAGCCAUGCAUCAUCGGCCGGUCUUGAAGGCAUCAGUUCCUCGGAAGAGUCGUGCGAGGGAUGGCGUUUUGCGUCAAUACCCGGUGGUAUAUCAGGGCAGAUUCCGAUUCUGAAAGAUAUUUUCCAAUUGCACUCAAUAUUCACGUGUGUCCCGACACGUGUAAUCUACCUUCUGAUUAAUGCGCUGACGCAGUACUUGUGCAUACGAGGAGUCCAUCGCCUCUCCGCAAAGUCAUCUUCUUUAACUGUCACCGUUGUUCUCAAUGUUCGGAAGCUUGUUUCUCUUCUCCUUUCCAUCUAUCUGUUUGGAAAUGCCCUUUCACCAGGUGUGCUCAUGGGCGCAUUGUUUGUUUUUAUAGGCGGCGCCUUAUAUGGCAUUGAGGGUGCACGCCCCAAGGUGAAAACUGCUAAAAACGAUUAAAGCAGUCAUGUUUCGCUAGGAUUAUCUUUCACGGCAUUAAUACGGCCAGGAAGGUUUUCCAGUCAUAAAGAUAGAAAUGUGCAUAUAUAUAUAUAUACAUCUGAGUAUAUUGUGUAUGAUGGUGCAUGUGCCUCAAGAAUUGGCUUGAGCUUUAUAAACAUAUGUAUACAUUGGAAUGCAUAUUACCGCG